Molecule: messenger RNA, 339 nt
Organism: Meloidogyne enterolobii
Lineage: Eukaryota; Metazoa; Nematoda; Chromadorea; Rhabditida; Meloidogynidae
Source: the annotation of a GenBank genome assembly
GUAAAUUGUCUGUUUUGCAUGGCAGGAGGAAGCGCGGAAAAAUCUGACAAGGGAGAGGAUAGCGCUGACUAUGAAGCCUACAUGCCUAAUAUCCCGAAGAGAGCGCAUCCAUUCAACCUGAGAAACGAAACGACAAUUGCUCUCAAACUCUGGAAGGCUGACAGGGAGUCUUCGCUCUAUAUCAGGGAGAGGUCAAAGACGUUCAUGGAUAGGCUGAAACAGAAAAUGUUGGGCUCCGAGGAGGCGCAGAGGAAGAGGAAACAGAAGAAGUCGCGAUCCCGAUCGAGGAAGAGGUCUAAUACCGACAAGAAGAAAAACAAGUCGAGCUCGGGGGCCUGA